Molecule: messenger RNA, 6962 nt
Organism: Varanus komodoensis (Komodo dragon)
Lineage: Eukaryota; Metazoa; Chordata; Lepidosauria; Squamata; Varanidae
Gene: CBLB
Product: Cbl proto-oncogene B
Exons: 19
Coding region: 678-3632 (984 amino acids)
Biological process (GO): cell surface receptor signaling pathway; negative regulation of epidermal growth factor-activated receptor activity
Cellular component (GO): membrane raft; plasma membrane
Molecular function (GO): ubiquitin protein ligase activity; calcium ion binding; receptor tyrosine kinase binding
Source: RefSeq, a predicted model, not a curated record
ACACACGCCCCUCGCCCUCACGCAGCGGCGGAGCAGCAGCAGCAGCAGCAGCAGCGAAGCGAUGAGCUAGAGCGGGGCGAACGCAGCGAGGGUGCUGCGACGGGCCCGCCGUGGCGAAUUAACUCCCCAUGUUUCUCUGUGGAGAGCCUGCGACGACUCGGGGGAGAGACGUCUCAUCGCUGUCGGCUUUCCCGCGGUCGCUGCUGAGGCUUCAGGAGCAGGAGGACGACGACGAGAACGGGAAGGAAGAGUGCAGUGGGGUGGUGUUGGCGGCUGCUGUUUCUGCUGCGAGGGGCGCAGGGCACUUUACGAGCGGCCGGAACCAGGAAAACGGCUCGGGAUUAAAUCCUAUAAGCUGUGCUGAGGGAUGGUGUAUGCCUGAAGAGAAGGCAGGGCAGAGACCGAGAAUAAACUGAGGGUGCCGGAAAGACGCACCGGGGGCACUUCUUUUGAACCUCUUUACAAAUCUUCGACCCCUUCAACAUUGGCUAGAGAAGGAAGUGACGGGGGGGCUUGCCGCUGCUGCUUAAAACAAUCCUGGGAAACUUGGGAACUACAAAAAGCAACAUCUGUCGUCCUUCUACUCGUUGGAUUUUCAUUGCCUUCACCUAUCUUCUUAUUAUUUCUUCAAGAAUAGCAAUAUACAGACAUCGCACACAGUUGCAAACUUAUCCCAGAUGGCCAAUUCCCUCAACGGCCGGAACCCAGGUGGCCGAGGUGGAAACCCUCGCAAAGGGCGUAUUCUGGGCUUCAUUGAUGCUAUUCAGGAUGCAGUUGGCCCCCCCAAGCAAGCGGCUGCUGAUCGCAGGACAGUGGAAAAAACUUGGAAGUUAAUGGAUAAAGUGGUAAGACUGUGCCAGAAUCCCAAACUUCAACUGAAAAACAGCCCACCUUAUAUACUUGACAUUUUACCAGAUACCUAUCAACAUUUACGACUAAUAUUGAGCAAGUAUGAUGACAACCAGAAACUUGUACAGCUCAGUGAAAAUGAAUAUUUUAAAAUAUAUAUUGACAGUCUCAUGAAGAAAUCAAAGCGGGCUAUAAGACUUUUUAAAGAGGGGAAAGAGAGGAUGUAUGAGGAGCAGUCACAAGACAGGCGAAACCUCACAAAGCUGUCUCUCAUAUUCAGUCAUAUGCUUGCAGAAAUUAAAGCAAUUUUCCCUAAUGGCCAGUUCCAGGGUGACAACUUUCGCAUUACAAAAGCUGAUGCUGCAGAAUUCUGGAAAAAGUUCUUCGGAGAGAAAACCAUAGUGCCUUGGAAAGUGUUCCGGCAAUGUCUUCAUGAAGUACAUCAAAUUAGUUCUGGUUUGGAAGCAAUGGCUUUGAAGUCUACCAUUGAUUUAACUUGCAAUGACUACAUAUCAGUUUUUGAAUUUGAUAUCUUCACAAGAUUGUUUCAGCCUUGGGGUUCAAUUUUGAGAAACUGGAACUUCUUAGCUGUGACACAUCCUGGAUAUAUGGCAUUUCUAACUUAUGAUGAAGUUAAAGCACGGUUACAGAAAUACAGCACCAAACCAGGAAGUUACAUUUUCAGACUAAGUUGCACUCGACUAGGGCAGUGGGCCAUUGGAUAUGUCACUGGUGAUGGAAAUAUUUUACAGACCAUACCUCACAAUAAACCCUUAUUUCAGGCUCUGAUUGAUGGAAGCCGGGAAGGAUUCUAUUUGUAUCCAGAUGGAAGAAGUUAUAAUCCUGAUCUUACAGGAUUAUGUGAACCUACUCCACAUGACCAUAUAAAAGUUACACAGGAACAAUAUGAAUUGUACUGUGAAAUGGGUUCCACAUUCCAGCUUUGUAAAAUUUGUGCAGAGAAUGACAAAGAUGUGAAGAUUGAGCCUUGUGGGCAUCUGAUGUGCACGUCUUGCCUCACAGCAUGGCAGGAGUCUGAUGGUCAGGGAUGUCCUUUCUGCCGCUGUGAAAUCAAAGGGACUGAACCAAUAAUUGUAGACCCAUUUGACCCCAGAGAUGAAAACACAAGAUGCUGCAGCAUUAUGGAUAGUUUUAGUAUACCCAUGCUUGACUUGGAUGAUGAUGAUGACAGAGAAGAAUCUUUAAUGAUGAAUCGAUUGGCUUCUGUACGAAAGUGUAAUGAAAGACAGAAUUCCCCUGUGACAUCUCCAGGAUCUUCUCCACUUGCUCAAAGGAGAAAGCCACUUCCUGAUCCCCUACAAGGGUCCCAUCUUAACCUCCCUCCAGUGCCUCCUCGACUAGAUCUAAUUCAGAAGGGAGUUGCUCGCUCCCCAUGUGCCAGCCCUACUAGUUCACCAAAGUCUUCUCCAUGUAUGAUGAGGAAGCAAGACAAGCCUCUUCCUGCACCACCACCUCCUAUUCGAGAUCCUCCUCCGCCUCCACCAGAUAGGCCUCCUCCCAUUCCACCAGAUAGUAGGUUAAGUAGACACUUGCAUCAUCCUGAAAGUGUGCCUUCCAGAGACCAGCCUGUUCCACUUGAAGCCUGGUGCCCCAGAGAAGUGUGUGGAACUAGCCAAAUAGUAGGAUGUCGAAUAUUAGGUGGUGAUGUUUCUCCCAAACCUGGACUCGCUGCAAGUUCAAAUAUGAAUGGAAGGCAUUGUUGCAUGGGUUCUGAUCCUGUGUUUCUGCGAAAACAUAGACGCCACGAUUUGCCUAUAGAAGGUGCCAAGAUAUUUUCAAAUGGCCAUCUAGGUAAUGAAGAAUAUGAUGUUCCCCCUCGACUCUCACCCCCUCUUCCAGUUGCCUCAAUUGUGCCAAAUAUGAAGUCUUCUGUUCCUGUUAUAAAUUCCCUCACUGAAAAGCCAAGGGAACGUGUAGAAGAAGAUGAGUACAGGAUUCCUUCAUCCCACCCUGUUUCUUUGAUUACACAGUCGCCACAUUGUCAUAAUAUAAAACCUCACAUUCGUGCAUGUGAGAAUGGUCAGUGCUCUGGAAUAAUUAGUGAACUGCACAAUGCUGCCUCUGAGAUGAAACGAUUGAAACAUCCAGAGAUGGGAGAUGCCUUUGAGCCUGCUGUCUCAAUACCUUUACCACCCGUGCGGCCUGCUAUGAGGGAAAAUUUGAAACAUGGCCCAGUACUCAACAGGACUCCCUCUGAUUACGACCUGCUGGUGCAUCCUCCAGGUGAAGAUGUAUCUGACAACCCACCACCUUCGCUUCCUCCUCCUUCUCCACCACCACCACCACCUCCUGCACGCCACAGCCUCAUUGAGCAAACAAAGCCACUUAUUGCAGGAAGCAGGCCAUUGUCUGGGCAUGAACUUUACCUUCCCCCUGCAGAACUUUUCUUUGAUCCUGUAAAUGGAUUAGUUCCUUUACCCCCAGUUCGAAGAUUAACUGGGGAAAAUCUCAAGACCCACAGAACAUCCCAGGACUAUGACCAGCUUCCAUCUUGUUCAGAUGGUUCACAAGCACCAGCCAGACCUCCUAAACCACUUCCUCGCAGGACUGCUCCAGAAAUACAUCAUAGGAAAGCACAUAACUCUGACACAUCUAUAGAAAGUGUUGACGCAAAAAUUGCAAAACUUAUGGGAGAAGGUUACUCCUUUGAAGAAGUUAAACGAGCACUUGAAAUAGCCCAGAAUAACCUUGAUGUAGCAAGGAGCAUUCUAAAAGAAUUUGCCUGCUUUCCGCCAUCAAUUUCCCCACGUCUCAACUUAUAGCAGUAUGGAAAACCUUGCAGCAAGCCUAUUCUUCAAGUGUGUACAUAUGAACACAAGAGAUUAUGUGCAAGUGUGAAAUGGAGUGAAGGAUAGGUAUCUUUGAAGAGCUGAGUUGCCGUGGUUUUCAACAUAAGAUAACUGCUUUGUUAAGACAAAAAUGAAUGGACUCUUCUGUAUUUUUGCUAGCCAUACUUUUUUAAAUCAGGGUUGAACUGACAAAUAUUUAAAGAAGUUUACUUCCCAUGAACUUUUAAUCUGUGAAAUGCUUUCUUCAUGUUUACAAGGUGGCAAGUGACCAUUUUCAAGAUGAUAGACAUCCUCUGUUAUUGUUCAUAUUCUGUAUUAUGUGGCAUUUCCAACUGUUUUUGUACUGACUGGUUCCAUGAGCAAAAGUCAGUUACUUUUGCUAAUAUGUGCUCUCCAUUUUUAUUUUUAUGUUCAUGAAGCUUUUACCUUUUUUGCAUUUAGGAUCAAGCAAAUACAAGAAAAAUGUGGCCUUCACUACUGAUUUUUUUUCUUGUAUACUUUUAUCUAGUUCGAGGGGAAAUUAAUGUGUAAUUAAUUAUUUUGAAAGGCAUUUUGCCCACAGCAUUGGGCAGCAUUUCUUUGACGUGUGUCCAGCAAGCUUCAAAGUCUAGAUGGCUUCAAUAAUUAAAUUAUUCAUAAGUUGCAUGAUAUAAUACAAUAUAAGCAAAAAAAUCCACAUGUGUAUGUUUAAAAUUAGCCCUUUGUUCCAUUAUGAGCUUUAAAAAGCUACCCAUGUUGUUCAUACCUUGAAUAUCAUUGGGCAUGCCAAAUAGAUUUAUCAUCUUGAAUUAUAUUCACAGUAGUCAGAUAAGUUAUACUCCUGACUUCUGGAAAGUAGGAUAUAUUUAACUUCCAGUGUGAAUUAUUAUUCUGUGAUUCACCACAGCUUUGGGGACAAAUUCAUAUUAACAGUAGAACUUUAAAUCUUGGCACUGUUGAGUCUUAAUUCUACUAUAGCUCUCCCUCUCCCUCUCCAAAGCUUCUUGUUAAUACACAUUAUUACCUUUAAUGGGUAUUCUGUGUCCAGAUAAACUGAUUGCACCAUAUCUGUAUUAUUGGAGAUAAUUUACAUCUUUUUUGCCUUGAGUUCAUAUUGGUAUCCUAGACUGUGACCUUUUAAAGCACAAGCUAAACAUAAGAUCUGCAAUUUUUCGCACAAGUUAUUCUUACAGAACUCUAGAAUAAGAAUGAAGUGUGCUUUCAUUCCCCUGACCUGGCCUGAAGUCUCGCCAUUGAAGUCUCCCCAUUUUUAUUUUUAUUUUGCAAACUCGUAUUAAUAUUCUAGACUUGUAAUUAACAGACUGCUUUCUGUACAAAGAAAAAAAGAUGAACUCUCUUCAUUGUCCUUUUGAGGUGUGAUCCACAAAUGUUGCUUGUGAGCCUUUUGUGAAGAAUGCAGCCUUGCCAGGUGAUUCAAAACUAUUGCACCCUCUGCUUGAUUUUCUGCUCAGUUGUUGUUAAUAAUAUGUCUUUACUGCCGCUCUCUGUCUAGUUCAGAGCAAAUCAAAAAAUACAGGACACAGAUACAUUAAAAAGUGCAGGCAGCAUUAAAUAAAGUGUAAGAUUUCAAUGUACCUGAUUUUGAAACCCCCACAAGAUAGGAAUCCAGUUCCUUGAGGCCAGACAUUAGAACAGAACAAGGAUACAGCAGAGUUUGUGGAUUCUACCAUCUGCCUUCUUUGGAAGGGAUCUAGCAACAUCUCAGCCCAACACUACAUGAAUCAAAUUUGAUGCUGUAAUGCAAUUUACAGUGGUCUUUAAAACAGAAUUUAUUCUGAAAGUGAACUGUAUCAUCUCAGAUCAUAUAGAUCCUUAUGAAAGAAUAGUCAUAUAACAUACCUUCAUCUAAAUCCAGUUUAUUCUAAGCAAUCACAAUUGGCUAUUUUUUCAUAAAGUUUCAGACCAAUAUAAUGUUAAGAAUUUGAUCUUUAAGCAAUCUAAUUUUGAAUGUCCUUUCAAUAUAAAACAUUUUUUAGCAUUUUGCUAAGUUAAAAGUUCUACUUUGUUAGUUAACUUCUGUUACCUGUUAAAAAUAAUUCAGGCUUUCACUUAUAAUAAAAUUUCCAGUUGCAGUAGAAGAAGAGAACAUGUUUUUUCCUGGAUUAUCAUGCAGGACUUUAGGAAAAGCACCAGUUCUCUCUUAAACUGCACAGACAUAGGACAAAGCCCAUGGUAGUAUCUUUAUAUUACUGGAAUAAUACUUGGACUAAUUCCAAUGGAUGAAGGAAUGUAUAAGAAUACUGUAUUGGAAAGUGUCAAGUUAGUUAUGCCUCAUCUAAUUUGGAUCUAACAAGGUAGGGUUCAUUUAACCAAAACACAUUGUAAAGGCAUCAUAUUCUAGUGCAAUAUGUUUAAACACAUGCUUUAUGAGGCAUCUUUAUGAAUGGAUAAAGUGAAUUUAACCACUCCUUGAUGAAAUUGUUUAUUGCACAGAAAUUAGUAAGCUUAAUGAAUGAGAAGAAACCUAUCUUUACAAAGUCUUUACAUUUCCACAGGAGAGUUUUCUCAUAAUACCAUACACCUUUUAAGCACAUAGUAUUGUGCUAAAUUGUACGCUUUCCAAGUGAAUCUCUUUCAGAAUUUGGUAGAGUACUUAACAGGUUAUAACUGUGAUCUUAUUUCUCUACUUGGGACUUAUCCAAGACCUUUCAUAAUUUCAGCAUUUUCAGCUCCUACUUGGAUCCCUUAAUGUUACCUUAUUCUAAAGCUGCUGAAUCUGAUGGUGGGACAUAUCAAUAAUGCAGAUAACAUCCAACAAUAUGUAGUGGAAACAAAAACUCAAAUCUCUUAAUUGAGCAGCCAUUUUAGUGGCUUGAUCCAGUGUCUUUAAAUAGCCACUAGUCUAAUGUCAUUUUUGUUUGUAUCAUAAGUGUGUGUCUAAGGAUUUUUCAUAAUGUGAAUUUAUUUUGUACCAGAAACAUUCUUGUAUUUUUAUUUCUCAUAUUCCCAGCUUGAAGCUUUACUUUGCACUGACCUGGUAAAUGUUUUAAUUUGUGUCUUAAAGCUUGACAAAUUUCAAAUGGACAAGUAUAUUAAAUCAGGUACUCCCUGUUGACCUGGAACAUAGUGCUUCUAGGACUGAGUUCUUGAAAUGACUGCAAUAGUUUUCAUUUUGAAGGUUUAUCUUCUAAAUAGCUAUUUUAUCUAAAAAUGCCUUUUAUAAACUGGUCUAAUGUGGCAAACAUAGUGAUGUGAUCAAUUUAUAUUUUAUUCCACAUUCUUUUUCAAUUCUGAAUAUUAUGUAACCUCAAGUUACUUUCUCUGUUCUUGUAAGGUAUUUUAUAAAAAAUGUUAACAGAAUGA